Cyphomyrmex costatus is the source of this 3645-nucleotide messenger RNA. It is a transcript of the gene Ranbp21, whose product is annotated as exportin-5-like protein Ranbp21. The transcript is spliced from 8 exons. Gene Ontology annotation, cellular component: nucleus; RNA nuclear export complex; cytoplasm. The record is from RefSeq and is a predicted model, not a curated record. NCBI's taxonomy places the organism in Eukaryota, Metazoa, Arthropoda, Insecta, Hymenoptera, Formicidae. Gene Ontology annotation, biological process: protein export from nucleus; RNA export from nucleus. Gene Ontology annotation, molecular function: nuclear export signal receptor activity; RNA binding; small GTPase binding. The coding region runs from base 1 to 3645 and encodes 1214 amino acids.
AUGGAGUUCGGAGUGGGUGAUGUCGCCCAGAUAUCGGCAGAACUGGCUCGGGUGGUCGAGAUGAUGAUGUCACCUGGUAUAUCUCAGCUGCAACGUCUGGAAAUGUAUAAUGCCUGUGAGAGGUUCAAGGAAUCUUCACCAUUGUGUGUGCAAUGUGGCUUGUACUUGGCACAGAAAUCACCUGAGAAAAGUUCUGUGGUACGCCACUUUGGUCUACAACUGAUGGAGCACUGCGUGAAGUAUCGAUGGACACAAAUUUCUCAGUCAGAAAAAAUUUUCAUUAAGGAGAAUGCAAUGAAAUUACUUCAAGAAGGCACCCAACCACUGCUACAAGAAGAAGCUCAUAUAAAGGAUGCUCUGUCACGUGUUGUAGUUGAAAUGAUAAAGCGAGAAUGGCCUCAGCAGUGGCCCACAUUAUUGGCUGAGCUUAGUCAGGCUUGCACGCAAGGCGAAAGUCAAACUGAGUUAGUUCUGUUGGUAUUCCUCAGAUUAGUAGAAGAUGUAGCGCUUCUACAAACACUUGAAUCCAAUCAGAGAAGAAAAGAUAUAUAUCAGGCGUUGACUACGAACAUGGCUGAGAUCUUUAGCUUCUUUCUGAGAUUAAUGGAGCAACACUUUUCAGAGUUCCAGAAGAAAAGUGCCUUAGGACAGACAUCCGAAGCUGCAGCACAUAGUAAAGUCGUUCAAGUAGUGCUGUCCACGUUAACUGGAUUUGUCGAAUGGGUUUCUAUAAACCAUGUAAUGGCUGAGGACGGAAGAUUGUUGCAGAUACUGUGCCUCCUAUUGGGAGAUCCUAUAUUUCAGUGUGCUGCCGCUGAAUGUCUGCUUCAGAUUGUAAACCGUAAAGGCAAGGCCGAAGAUCGAAAACAACUGAUGAUCUUGUUUUCAGAGGAGGCUUUAAGGUAUAUUUAUACUGCGGCCACCGCUCCACCGCCUCUAGCUGGACCUACAAAUUUCCAUGAAAAUCAUUACUUAUUUUUGAAGAAGCUCACACAGGUACUGACUGGUAUGGCGACGCAACUUUGCGCCUUAUGGGGAAAAGAUGAUGCCUCUAGUAUACGACCAACGCAUUUUAAUGUCUUUCUGGACACCGUGCUCACGUUUACCAUGUAUCCGAGCCUUACGCUCACGCAUUUAGCAAACGCAAUUUGGGUGAUGCUGUUUAAACACGAACAAAUCAAGACGGACUCGUUACUGCUUACGUAUGUGCCCAAGUAUGUGGAGCAUACCGCACCUAAGUUAAUCCGCGUUACAUAUCCACAUGGUAGACAGAGUAACGGCAUGACUACGUACUGCCUUGUCGACUACGACUCAGAGGAAGAGUUCAACGUUUUUCUGCAUCGCUUCAGAAUGGAUUUGUUAGAAGGAUUUAGACAUGCAACUAUGGUGGCACCUUUAGUAACGUUUACAUAUGUGCAACAGUGGCUGACUGCAAAGAUCACCAAGGGUAUGGCAAAUCUACAAUACAAGAGCGAUCAGAAUGACCGAGAGUAUCUUGAGUGGGAAGCCCUCGCGCAUGCAUUAGACUCUGUCGUAUCCAGAAUCUUGUUAAUCAAUGAACGGCCGAGCGUACAGACGGGUCUACAGCUGUUGGAACUCUGUCUAGGUUAUUCACCACAAGAUCCCUGGCUUCUAUCCGCUUUACUCUCUUGUAUAAGUGCACUCUUUGUGUUUUUAUCAAUGUCAACUGGUUCGAUGGCUAUGCCAGGUGUCGCUAUCUUACCUCGCGUCCUUGAGAAGAUCUUCGCCGCAUUAGUAUUCGAGGCGCCUGGUGAGAACGAGAGUAAUCGAUUACGGGCGAUCAAAAAUGUACGACGACAUGCAGCCAGUCUGAUGGUGAAGAUCAGUCUCAAAUAUCCACUGUUGUUACUGCCAGUAUUCGAGCAGAUACAUACGAUGGUGCGCAGUCUGACCCGAGAACCAAGCCCAUUGUCUCGAAUAGAGUGUGUCGUGCUAUAUGAGGCACUGCUCCUUAUCUCGAAUCACUUUUGCGAUUACGAGAGACAGACUCGAUUUGUCACGGAAGUGAUCGGUGAUACAUCCAGUAAAUUCAUCGCGUUAGGCACGGAAUGGUUCGAGAGUCCUCUAAAACUUGUGCAGUUUGUGGGACUAGACAGACCACCGGUGGAGAACAUGUUGGAAGAUCCAGCCAAACGCAAUCGCAGCGAUCUUAUGAUGUAUAUUUGCACUAUGCUGAGUGUAGUUAAACGAUGCUCAAUUCCAGAAGAUCCUGAUCGCGCGGCCAGGGGUGGCUUCGUAGCCGCACUCAGCGAAAGCGGUAAUCCGGUAUAUCGAAAUCCAGCAACACCUCAUAUAAUACCUAUUCUACCGACACUGUUCGCGCUACUGCGAACAAUGAAUGGUCUCUUCAGUCAUGCUGCUCUUGCUGCUCUAUCUGAGGGUUACAAAAAUGCUUAUGGACUUUUGGAAUCUGAGAAGGCAAAUCUUUUGGGCGUUAAUAUAACUAACGACAAUAAUAGUGAAAUGGACCAGAUCUCAAACACUCUGGUUCGAAUGCAAUCAUUCCUGAGUACAGUUCAUGACCAAUGCUACCAUAUGUUAGGUAGCGGCUGUCACAUGAUCGGUCGAGAUUUUUAUCAAUUGCCUGGACUAGCACCAGCCUUAUUGAACUCAGUUUUCUCAAACAUGGAGGCAAUUCCAGAUUAUAGACUACGGCCGAUUAUACGCGUGUUUAUGAAGCCGUUUAUAUACUCAUGCCCGCCGGCUUUUUAUGAGAGCGUACUAUUACCUGUACUGGCUCACGUAUCUACACACAUGUGCCAAAGAUUAAGCGCAAAGUGGCAGUACAUAGCGCAUCUAUAUGAAUCCGGUGGUCUAGAUGAGGAGAACACCAAUACGCAGGAAGUCAUCGAUGAUAUGCUCAACAGAAAUCUGACUAGGGACUUCGUGGAUGUGUUAAAAGUGGCUCUGGUUGGUGGAGCCGCUAGCGAUGCUGCACCUCCGGACACUAUGGAACAGGACAGCGGGGGAAUGGCUGUAGACCCUCCUCUCUCUCGCGGAAACAGUAUCGUCGCCGAGGUUGUCAGCGAACUCGGGACUUCCAUCUUGCGUCAUCCGUCCACUUGUCAUAGCGUCGUACUAUGCGUACUAGGAGCGCUCGCAUGGAACGACUCAAAUGCAAGUCUCAAAGCCACAUUAUUAACUGGACCUGUGGUCCGAGCUCUGGCAGCUGACGGCAGUCUCACUCCUUCUAUGGCAGCGCACAUCAUGGUCGCUGUUCUUCAAGGUUUACAACUGCAUGGUCAACACGAAGCCAAUCAGGGUUCCCUUAUCACUCUAGGCGCACAGGUCUACGAGUGCCUAAGACCCAAGUUUCCGAACAUCAUCGAAGUGAUGCAACAAAUCCCGGGAGUUAAUCCUGCUGACUUGCAACGCUUUGAUGAGAAAAUGUCAGUGGUCAGUACGAAAGGCAAUAAAGUCGAAAAGGGAAAGAAGGAUCUCUUCAAGAAAAUUACUAAUCAGCUUAUCGGCAGAAGUGUAGGUCAAUUGUUCCGUAAAGAAGUUAAAAUAGACAAUUUACCGCGUAUAGAGAUAUUUAGUAAGUCUCAGCAUGUGCGGGUGGAUGAAAUUUCGAAGAAUGCUACUGAUACGGGAAUAACUGCAUUGUUCGCUGGAUCUACGUAG